Dromaius novaehollandiae (emu) is the source of this 873-nucleotide messenger RNA. It is a transcript of the gene CCDC70, whose product is annotated as coiled-coil domain containing 70. Lineage: Eukaryota; Metazoa; Chordata; Aves; Casuariiformes; Dromaiidae. The record is from RefSeq and is a predicted model, not a curated record. The transcript has a single exon. The coding region runs from base 1 to 657 and encodes 218 amino acids.
AUGUUGGGCCACAGGGUGAGACGCACUGGGCUGUGCUUGGCCUCGGCCCCCUCCAUCAGCAACGAGCGAGUGGGCAAGUCCAUGAGCAAGAGCUGCCAUUGCCACUUGAUGUCCUGCUUUCCCUACUUCAACUCCCAUCAGCAGAAGCUCAUCAGGAAGCUGUGGGCUGAGAAAGCUUUCUGGGAGGAGAUUCAGAGUUUUCGGGAGACAAUGAAGAGCUUUCGGGAGAAGAUCAAGGCCUUUCGGGAAAAAAUCAGAGCUUUCAGGAUGGCUAUUCAAGCCUUCUGGGAGGAGGAAAAGCCAAUCUGGGAGGAGGAAACUGCCUUUCAUGAGGAAGAAAAGAUUUUUCAGGAGGAAGCAAAAGCCUUCUGGAGGGAAUAUCGUGACUUCUGGAAGGAAUACAAUGCUUUCUGGAAGAAGGAUGAGGAUUUCUGGAAAGAGGAUAAGCUCCUCUGGGAGAAAGACAGGGUCCUUCUGGAUGAGGACAGGGUCCUAUGGGCAGAAGAGAUAGCCCUGUGGGCAGAUGAAAAAGCUCUCCUGGAAGAGGAAAGAGAUUUUUGGAAAGAUGAGGAAGCCCUCCGAGAAGAUGAAAAAACCCUCCAGGAGGACAAAGUAUUUAUCUGGGAGGGAGCCUUUGGUCCUGGGAGAGAAGAAUGACUACUGCCUGUCGCUGUUGUUGAGAGUCACAGCCCCACUGGCUGCAAGGGAAAAGCAUAGCCAGAGAGAAAGAAGGAAAGCACAAAUUAUUCUGAGCUCAGAAACCCACAUAUACUGAUCUGGCUGCUUUAUUUAACUUGUGUUGUGCUUCAGCCAGUUCUCUGAAAUAACAUCUCUCAUUCCAAAAAAACUCAGUAAAAACCCUAUGGAGUAAAU